AUGUUGGAGGAAGUUCAGUACCUUGAGCUGCCGUCGAAAACCUACCGGACGAUAGGCAAGCGGCACUUUGUGAAAUUGAAUGUGGCGGACUUUGUGAAUGAAAUCAAAAAGCGACCCGUACUGUACAACACGCAGCACCGGGAUUACAAGCGGAUAUGCUUGCGGAACCAGUACUGGGAGGAGGUUGCGGUCGCGAUGAACUUGUCCGCCCAGGAGUGCAAGAAACGGUGGCGCAGCAUGCGCGAUGCCUUUCUCAAGACCGUCCGCAAUAAGAACGAGAUCGAGCGCCAAUCGUGGAUACACUACCGGCUGCUGGAGUUCAUGCUUCCGUAUGUUGUCUUCAGGAACGAGGACACGGCAAACAGUUACGCUUCGUGUAAAGAUGGCCAAGGGGAGAACAAUUUCGUUGAGUUUGAUACUGACGAAGAAAUAUACGACGGACCCGUUACCGUGUCGUAUGUGACACAGGAUGGUAGGCAGGUGUUCCAGGUGCUGCACACCCCCAUUCAAGACGACAGCUUGCCGGAGACCUUACGUCAUAAAGAGACGGAAGAAGAAAUCGAGGACUGCAAUGAAGAACAGCUGCAUCUUGAACCGUUCUCGUACGGUUCACCAUCGGGCGGAGAAUACUUGCUAGCGUCCACGACGGAUGACGAGAGCGAACAGGAGGCGGUACUUUACGAAGAGCAACACAGCGCGACUCAGUUAAUACACGACGAAAAGCCUAUAGAAGCCGUCAAUAAUUACCCUACCGGUUGGGUCGAAGAGUACGUGGACGAUACGAAACAAAUCGAACCCGAACCAGAGAUAGAAGUCCCCGAAGUUGCUACCAAACGAUUAAGAAUAGAAUCCACGCAAAUGUCCCCAAGCGCACCUUCGAGACCCGCGUCACCUACUGUUCCUCUCUCUAUAUCGGCACCAAAUCCACCGCCACAGGAAGACCAUAAAGAAUCAGACGCACGGUUAGGCAUUACCGAUCCGGACGAACGGUUUCUUCUCUCCUGUGCUCCAAUUCUUCGAAGACUCCCGAAUAAGAAGAAUGUCUUGGCAAGGCUUAAGAUACAGCAGAUGCUGUUCGAACUGGAGUACGACGAGAAGUAUAGCUACGAAGGGACGUGA
This is a messenger RNA of Anopheles marshallii, 1119 nucleotides long. RefSeq lists its product as uncharacterized. Gene Ontology annotation, biological process: regulation of transcription by RNA polymerase II. The transcript has 2 exons. Gene Ontology annotation, molecular function: DNA binding. NCBI's taxonomy places the organism in Eukaryota, Metazoa, Arthropoda, Insecta, Diptera, Culicidae. Gene Ontology annotation, cellular component: nucleus; transcription regulator complex. Bases 1 to 1119 code for a protein of 372 amino acids. The record is from RefSeq and is a predicted model, not a curated record.